UUAACAAAUUGGUUUGGCAACACUGAUCUGAUAUAAGAUAUCUAUGGUUGAGUACCUGCAUCUGCAUAUCUCUAACCUGUUCGUCUCUCUCUUUCAGAUUGGUGAUUCGCGCAAUGUCUCACCGUAAGUUUAGUGCACCCCGUCAUGGGUCCAUGGGAUUCUACCCCAAAAAAAGGUCCAGGAGACAUCGUGGUAAGGUCAAGGCCUUCCCCAAGGAUGAUCCCUCCAAACCCGUUCAUUUGACCGCAUUCAUGGGUUACAAAUCUGGUAUGACCCAUGUAGUGAGGGAAGCUGAUCGUCCUGGAUCAAAAAUUAACAAGAAAGAAAUUGUGGAAGCAGUCACAAUCUUGGAAACCGCACCAAUGAUGAUCGUAGGAGUUGUAGGAUAUAUUGAAACUCCUCACGGUCUUAGAGCUCUUGCAACUGUAUGGGCUGAGCAUUUGUCUGAGGAUUGCCGAAGGCGCUUUUAUAAGAAUUGGUAUAAAAGUAAGAAGAAGGCAUUCACCAAGGCCUCCAAAAAGUGGUCCGAUGAUUUAGGAAAGAAAUCUAUCGAAAGAGAUUUGAAAAAAAUCAUCAAGUACUGCAAAGUUGUCAGGGUCAUCGCCCAUACCCAGAUGAAACUUUUGAAACAAAGGCAGAAGAAAGCCGACAUUAUGGAAAUUCAGUUGAACGGUGGAACCAUCGCCGAUAAGGUUGAAUGGGCCAGGAAACACUUUGAAAAGCCAGUCCCAAUUUCUGAAGUGUUCGCUCAGGAUGAGAUGAUCGAUUGCAUUGGUGUUACCAAGGGCAAAGGAUUCAAAGGUGUAACCUCAAGGUGGCACACCAAAAAAUUGCCCCGUAAGACGCACAAGGGUCUCCGUAAAGUUGCCUGUAUUGGAGCAUGGCAUCCUUCCAGGGUGUCCUUCACAGUUGCCCGUGCUGGUCAAAAAGGAUACCAUCAUCGUACUGAAAUCAACAAGAAGAUCUACAGAAUCGGUGCUGGAAUCCACACCAAGGAUGGAAAGGUUAUUAAAAACAACGCUUCCACCCAGUACGAUUUGACUGAAAAAACUAUCACACCCAUGGGUGGUUUCCCCCAUUAUGGUGAAGUUAAUAACGACUUCGUCAUGAUCAAGGGAUGUUGCAUGGGAACCAAGAAGAGGGUCAUCACUUUGAGAAAGUCCUUGUUGGUGCACACCAAACGUGUUGCUUUGGAAAAGAUCAACUUGAAGUUCAUUGAUACAUCUUCCAAAUUCGGUCAUGGUAGGUUCCAGACUGCUGCUGAUAAGGCUGCAUUCAUGGGUCCUCUCAAGAAGGAUAGGAUUAGAGAAGAAGAGAAGGCUGCUGCUGCCUCAGCUGCUAGGUCUUAAUUUAAUGACGUAUAUCAAAUAUAUGAUAUGAAAAACUA
Messenger RNA from Harmonia axyridis, 1387 nucleotides. Its product is annotated as 60S ribosomal protein L3. Gene Ontology annotation, biological process: translation; ribosomal large subunit assembly. The record is from RefSeq and is a predicted model, not a curated record. Gene Ontology annotation, cellular component: ribosome; cytosolic large ribosomal subunit. Bases 114 to 1349 code for a protein of 411 amino acids. Lineage: Eukaryota; Metazoa; Arthropoda; Insecta; Coleoptera; Coccinellidae. Gene Ontology annotation, molecular function: RNA binding; structural constituent of ribosome. The transcript has 8 exons.